Molecule: messenger RNA, 2615 nt
Organism: Purpureocillium takamizusanense
Lineage: Eukaryota; Fungi; Ascomycota; Sordariomycetes; Hypocreales; Ophiocordycipitaceae
Exons: 3
Coding region: 277-1986 (569 amino acids)
Biological process (GO): proteolysis
Molecular function (GO): serine-type exopeptidase activity; dipeptidyl-peptidase activity
Source: RefSeq, a predicted model, not a curated record
GUACGAAAGAGACGAUGCAACGGUCGGCGGCGGCGAACAGCACACUGAUGCUUGUUGAUGCCGUCCGUGCUUCUUGGUCGAUCGACGCACAGAUUAUCGUCGCUCGUUAACAUCGCUCUUGUUGUUGGCAGCAACUGACACCAGAACCGCGGUGGAAAUUUGAAAACCUUCCCUUUCUACCUCCUGACCCUCCUCAACUACCCGAAGGAGGAGGACUCCCAAGUUUCCCACAAGAACCGCGUGCGUGCUGGGCUUCUCGACAGUCAAGUCACAACAAUGAUGCUCCAAGGCGGCCUCGGAGCGCUUGCUGCUGCGCUCCUCUGCAUCAUCAGCGCCGGCCCGACGGCGACGGCCCUCCGCGCGCCGGGUCUCCCAUACCGCCUCCUCGCCCCCGGGAACUCGGGCGCCAGGGGCCCGUCGAGGUCGGCGCCGGGGUCGGGGCCCACGCCGCUCGCCGACUCCUCGCGCAUCAAGGCGUACAACUUCUCGGUGCCCGUGGACCACUUCCACAACUCGUCGCGGUACGAGCCUCACUCCAACGCCACCUUCAACCUCCGCUACUGGCUCGACACGUCCAACUACAAGCCCGGCGGGCCCGUCAUCGUGCUCAACUCGGGCGAGUCCAACAGCGAGGCCCGCUUCGACUUCCUCGACCACGGCAUCGUGCCCAUCCUCACAAAGGCCACGGGCGGCGUCGGCGUCGUCCUCGAGCACCGCUACUACGGCACCAGCUACCCGACCGAGGACGUCACCGUCGAGAACCUGCGCUUCCUCACCACCGAGCAGGCGCUCGCCGACAACGCCUACUUUGCGCGCCACGUGCGCUUCCCCGGCCUCGAGAACGUCAACCUCACCGCCCCCGGCACGCCGUGGAUCAUGUACGGCGGCUCCUACGCGGGCGCCAUUGCCGCCUUCACGCGCAAGGUGUACCCGGACGUGUACUGGGGCGCCAUCUCCUCGUCGGGCGUCACCGUCGCCGUGGACGUCUACUGGCAGUACUACGAGGCGGCGCGCAAGUACGCCCCGGGCGACUGCUCGCCGACCCAGCAGAGGCUCAUGAAGGUCGUCGACAGCAUGCUGCUCAGCGGAGACACCGCCAAGGCCGACAAGGUCAAGGACUUUUUCGGCCUCAAGGAGCUCUGGAACGACGAGUUCGCCUCGUACAUGAUGGGCGGCGUGGCCGGCCUGCAGUCCACCAACUGGGACCCUGAGCUCGACGACGCGUCCUUUGGCAAGUGGUGCGCCACCAUCACCUCGGACUCCCUUCUCUUCCAGAGCACCGCGUUCCUCAAGCCCGAGGUUCAAAAGGCCGUCAGCGGCGCCGGGUACAGUGGGCAGGACCUCAAGUCGCUCACCACCAGGAUGCUCAACUACAUUGGCUUCGUCAAGGAUUCGUUGAAGCAGCUCCAGGGUUACUGCGAUGGAAAGGGUCUGCGCGAGUGCCUUUCCGAUCGCUUCUACCCGACAGACAUUAGCAUCGCCGCAGAUGAGUACCGAAGCUGGGUGUACCAGACCUGCACAGAAUGGGGAUUCUUCAUGUCCGGAGAGGCCACGCCAAAUAACACCCUCUCCAUGGUCUCGCGCGCCCUCACGUACGACUACACCACCACCCUCUGCCGCCGCCUCUUCAACAUCACGACGCAUCCAAAUGUCAACGCUAUCAACAAGUACGGCGGCUACAACUUCAGCUACCCGCGCGUGGCGCUCAUCGAUGGCGCGCAGGACCCGUGGCGCGCGGCCACGCCCCAUGCCAUUGGUCGGCCCAGUCGCCCGUCCACAACGACGCAGCCCUUCAUUCUCGUCGACUGGGCCGUGCACCACUGGGACGAGAACGGGCUCAGGGACCCGUCUCAUGCACCGCCCGGGCUCCCGCCUAAGCAAAUCGUCGAUGUGCAGGCCGAGGAGGUGAGAUUCGUCAAGGCGUGGCUGCAAGACUUUAAAAAUAAGAAGAAGAGGGGGGUGAGCGGUGCUACGAGCGAGCUGUAAAAGCUCGCGUGGGCGACGCUGCUGUCAAGAAACCAGAGAGCCGCCAGACAUAACAGCUCUCUUUUCCUUUUGUUGUUUUUUUUUCCCUUGGGAAGGGCAGAGGCAUGUCGCGGCCCGUCAAACGACUGUUUGUUUUUCUCGCCAUCGGCGCCUGCUACCUACCAGUCCAGCUUCGGGGGUCGCGCGCAGUCGCUGCAACCCCCCUUGCAUUGCUACGCGAUCAUCAUCCACCGCAGCCCCGCGAUGAGCUUGUCCAGCCACGCUUUGGACACGUCGAGAUCCGGGAACGUCGUCCAGAAGCCGUGGGGCAGGCCGGGGUAGACGUCGACCUUGGUGCCGAGGCCGGAGUCCGACAGCAGGCGUUCGAACAGCAGCGCCUCGUCUCGGCGCGGGUCCAGUCCGCAGACGGCAAAGUACGCCUUGUCAGCGAUGCCGCCGUGCGACUCGAAGAGCAGUGGGGAGAGGCGGCGGUCCUCGGGCGGAGCGCCGUAUUUGGCUUUUCAUGUAUAUACAUUAAUAUUUCGGGGUCCGUUUGAAGAGCGUAACAUUGAAGACCGGGGAGCGACAAAGGAGAAGACGCACUCGCAUAGUAGUCAAUCGAUUUCCUUGUCAACCCAGGCGCGACGGUG